Messenger RNA from Suillus subaureus, 1155 nucleotides. RefSeq lists its product as uncharacterized. NCBI's taxonomy places the organism in Eukaryota, Fungi, Basidiomycota, Agaricomycetes, Boletales, Suillaceae. Bases 1 to 1155 code for a protein of 384 amino acids. The transcript is spliced from 3 exons. The record is from RefSeq and is a predicted model, not a curated record.
AUGAUUUUGUUAUCGCGAUCUGAGUGCCUAUCGUUCCUCUGGAAUGGAGGAUACAUCAAAGCCCGGUCCGCUAUCCCAGGAACAACAGGGUCUACGGAACGUAUCGUGAUCGUCAGCGUGCCCAGCUUCCUCGUCGAACCAAUCAAUGCUGAGCCCACCUCUAUUCGACUUCGCGAAGAUAUCAAUAACGACGAUUUUUCGGAGAUUCAAGGGGGGCAAAGUACUUGGCAAGUGUCACAUGGUACCCUUCAAGCGGCAUGCGAGCUCUUGUGGAUGAAGGCAGUCGAAGCAAAAGCCCCUCUCAAGUCUAUUGCUUGUAUCACUCCUUCAGACGCCAAAGCAUUCCCUUACCAACUCUUUGAUGGUACACCUGCUGUUAUCUCCGUCGAAGCAUGUAAUUUGCUUACAGCGUCCGAAGGCGAGCGGAUCGUCGUUUGCCCACUCUGUGAAGCGAAGGUUGCCGAUAUGCGCUCACAUAUUGGCCAGCACAUUCUGCGUGCAUCAAGCAACACACCAGAGAAUGUCAGUUUGAAGGAACCGGUGUCGGCAAUGUGCUUCCUUGCGGUUUUUGCGGCCGCUCUGGACGACCGGAGUGUUCUAUCACUAUCAAAGUCCCUACCAGCGGCCCUCCAGUCUGGGAGACGAAGUGUAUCUACCAGCACACCUUUAAGUAUGGAUUUGCGGAGUCAGGCUCCAAGAACCUUGUCGGAACGUUCCCUCAAAUGUGCUCUUUGUCACCAUACUCUCCCUCCUGAACCUGGAAAGUCAACCCGCAGGACACCAGUCGUAUUCGUCGAUGCUGUCUGGAGGUACAACAUGGUCGACCACAUUCUCGAUGAGCGUGAGGAGUACUCCGUGCCCGGGCAUAGAGCGUCUGGUGUCACCUUGCCGGCGGUGGUCUGGAUGGGUAUCAAGCUGACUGAGCUCAAACAUAGCGCCUCCCGCAUUGCGAAAGGGCGCUGGCAGGCGGGACAGGAGGGUGAUAAGGAGAACGCCCCCGCAUCCGGUACGCGCCCACGAAAACGUCCUGCCACCCCUCUUGGUUGUAAUACAGCUGUUUGCAUAAAUGAUUUGUUUGAUCUCGAUGCGUCUGAAGCAUGCGAGCUAUUUCUCACUGUCAGCAUUGCAUUCGACCUUUGUUCCUUCUUCCGUUGA